AUGCAACAGAAGAAAAAAAGUUUUAAUGAUCCCAUGUUUCAUCAACAGUGGUACAUUGUAAGUACCUCUCUUACGUUUAUCUUAUGGGUGAAGUAUUUUUAAUGAAGCUUUAAUUUUUUGCUGGCUUAAUUCUCCUGCUAAAUGUACAUGUACAUGUUGAGUGCCUUUACAUGAGGUUUCUCUAUUAUGUAGUUGUUAGAGGUUAAAAGUGUUAGAAUCACAUGCCUUCUUGAACUUUGGAAUUGCUACUGUUGUUGUUGAAGAUCGCCAUACAGGGAGGAAAGAUUUGUUUACAGUGUUCUUUCCUUUAGUAAUUGCAGUCUUUAAAAACUUUGACUUGUAAAUCAGUGAUAUUUGGAACCAACAAUAAUCACUGUGGGGUCUUGGGAGACCUUACCUGCAUCCAGGCAAAUGUCAGAUUGCUGAACUUCAUGACUACCUGCACAGCAAAGACGUUGCCAUUUACACUAUUACAAUACCAACCACUGAGAAAACUUGCCCUUGUAAAGUUUAUGAAGUCUAUUUCUUAGUUAAAUUGCAUUUACAUUACUCCUAUUAACAGUGUAUACAUUGCCUUAGGAGAGACCUAAAGACUCUUGGGAGCCAACAUACAAUAUCAUGUCUGUUUGGAAAGCAGGUUAUACUGGUAAAGGAGUACUGGUGGCAGUGGUUGAUGAUGGAGUUGAUGGCAGCCAUCCUGAUCUGCAUGAAAACUAUGUAAAUUCUUAGUUAUUUUUAUUUGUGUAUAUCAUUAUUUUGAUUAAAUUACUUCUGACAGUAGAGACUUCCUUCCUUUAUUUACCUUUACUGGAUCAAGCAUUGUACAUCAGAUCUUGCCAUCAGUGAUGGACUUGUUUGCCAGUAUCAGGAUAUUCAACAUGGAUUUUUAAAGUAUGCCAAUCUAUCACUUUUGUAUAUCAACAUUUGUAAAUGACAACUCCAUUUUUACAAUGUGUAUGUAAAUUUGAGUUUACUUACACUAUUUGUAACUAUACUGAUGACAAUAUUGGCAGGAAGUGUUACUGUGUACAUUGUACAUGUAAAUGCCAUGAAGAAGUACCAUACCAGAAACUUACAUUGUUUUAUGAAACUCAUCGCAUGGGCAAAUUAACAUACCUCUUAAGGCCUUGCUCGCAUUCCACAACAUACACUGAUCACAAUAAGCCUCACCUGUGAAAAUGUAAAUUGCAACCGACAGUUGUCAGGUGAUUGUUUAUGAUAACAACUCACAUUGGUUUAUAAAUGCAUUAAUUUGUUAUUGAAACUUUUUAUUCUUUUUGUCUUGCAUGUUUAGAAUUUAUCAGCAAGUUAUGAUUUUGCAAAUAGAAGAGCAGCUUAUUUAAGGAAUAAAGUAAAGGGGUAUGAAAUUAUUCCUGCCUACUUUUGAAUUGUUACUUCACAUGUGAAUGCUAAAAUAUCAAUUACUUGUGAUGAAACUAAAUCAUUAGUGCUAGCAGCAACUCCUUAUUGUAAAUCAAUUUAGUUUCCAUUCUAAAAUGGUCAAUCAUUGGUGCUGAACCUCAAUCUCUUGUGUUUUUACACCAAAUGCCAUUGUAAGGCUCCAAUUAAAAGAGCUAAUUACAAAUUGCUUGUGUUCUGAGGUACACUGUAGAUCGAUGGCACUAAAUACCAAUCAUAGGUUGUGGUGUCAACCGAUUGUGUAAAACAGAAGCAUUUGAGGUUGAGCACUAAUGAUUGAGAUUUUAACACUAGUGAUUGAUAUUUUAGCACUAAUGAUUGAAUUUUAUCACUAGGGAUUGAUAUAUGCAUUUUUGGCACAGAUGGUUCCCCAUAUCUAUCCUUGCGAAAUGGAUUUUGGAAUUCUUAGGAAUUCUUAGGUAUUUUUUCCUAGAAAUUCCUAGGAAUAAGAGGUGUGAAUUGAAAAAAAAAAUCAUACAUAUAUAUAUUUAUAUAUAUUAUAAGCUCAGACAAGGCCUUAGAUGGAAAAGGGCAUUCAAUAAAGUCCACCCAGCCAAAUUCGCCAAUCAGGAAUUUAUCACAAUAACCAUAGGAACAACCACCUAUUCUAAAAAAACUGAGGAAUUUCCAAAAUGUAGAAACUUUUUGAACAUGAGACAUUGUCUCAACUGGAGACGUUUGACCUAAAUGUAUCGAUGGUUUUGGGAAAUUGUAAUAGUUAUGAUUAAUUGGUAACAGGACUUCUCGUCGUCCAAUUCUGUCUGUAAUCAUACCUGUGAUUGACAAAUUGGACUCCCGUUUUGAAGUUGUCCAAUUUUGUCAAUCACUAGUAUGAUAACAGACCAAAUUGGACUCCACUUGGUCCUAUUACCAUUAUUAAUUUGAAAUAAAUAGCUAUUGUUUUUACCUUUGUGUCUGCCUUCUAAAGAAGUCUCUGAAAAGUGCAGCACAGAUAUGUUUUUCUCUAAUUCAGGUAAAACUCUAUUUAUUAAUAUUUAAUGACUUGAUUUUUCAGUAUUAUAACCAGUUGUAGGAUUAUAAAUGCCUUUGUUAUUCUCUGCAGUCACGGUAACAGAUGUGCUGGAAUCAUAGCUGGAGUAGCAAAUAAUAAUCGCUGCGGAGUGGGAUUGGCAUACAAUGCUAAAAUUGCAGGUAAGGCUUAAAAUUUCCACACAAUUAUUUUGCAUAAAUCAUUUGAGUUACGAAUGAGUUCUCUUGAUUGCAUGGUUGGCAUUACAGAUAUACAACCUCUCUUUCAUCAUUCAUACAAUGCUUUGCAUGACAUAGUAGGUAUUUGAAGUCUGAGACUGUCAGACGGAUACCCUUGGAUACUAUUGGUUCAUGGUGUAAUAAGAACACAAAAAUCGUUGUAUCAUGAGUUCAGUAGCCUUUUUAUCUAUGUCCCACGCUCGUGACAAGACGAAAAAUACAUCUUUCUCCAUUUCUUUACCGAGCUCAAAACUUACAAUCUUUAAUUUCUUAUUCUAAGUACAACUUAAAACUUACCAAUUUUCUCAUUUGAAUCUGAAGGUCUGAUGUUCGAUUCCUAACAGGCACUCAGAAUUUUUUCUUUGCCCCACGCUCAUGACAAGACGAUAAAAAUUAGGAUCAUGUUUACUGUAGGCACUCUCGACCGAUAGAUACAUCGACCGAUAUAUCAGUCGAUAUAUCGGUCGACAGUCGAUGGACUGUCGGUCGCCUUUCGAUCGAUACUCGGUCGAUAUAUAUUUACAUAUAUACAGUAUAUAUACAGUGUAUAUAUAUAUACAUACAUACAGUCGGUUGAUAUAUAUAUAUAUAUCGGUUGAUAUGUAUGUCGGCCGAUAUAGCUUUUAGUUCACCGAUACCUCGCCGACAACUCACCGAGUAUCAAUCGAUAGUUGAUCGACACUCGGUCAUGGUCGACAUUCAGUCCAUAGUCAGAUACUUGGCCGAUGGGCCAGCAGAAUUUUAUUUUGAAGCUUAGACACCAGGCUCAAUUAGGUAACCAAGCCUUCUGAUGAUUUGUUAACAAUUAUACACUCACCUCCCCCGACUGGUUGAAGUACGAUUGGAUGGGGACAGGGAAGGGAACAUUUUUGUUACUUGCCCGAGAAAAAACAAAUGGGAAGUUAUCUAUUAACCCUAUUUUUUUUUUUUUUUUUUAAUUUUCGCGGGAGAGAAUAUUACCUUAUUUCGCUGCGCUCCGUUCAAAUACGAAUCUUCUGCCUUUGGCUAAAAUAUGCUUUCUUCGUGAAUUUUACACACUAUUCACGGUCAAAUGGAACCAAAGGGAAUUUCAAACCUAGGAAAUACUUGCUUCUGAAUAGUGUCUUACCUCUGCUCUCGGUGACAUGUUUUUCCGAAGGACUCGCUAGAUUGCAGCACAAUCGCAAGAAGUGCACCUCGACGAGUACAGGUCUUGAAAAUGUAUUCAAUGUUAAAAGAAAUCCUACCAGGCAAACAAAAUUAACCUUUCGGUGAACUGUGUAAUUGAACCAAGUACUUUUUUUUAACGGACCACAAAAUUCGUCGUAGGUGUCGUAAUCCGCUUUUUCUUCUUGACAUUAAGCUUAUUUCGACUUAAUAAAGCAAUUGGUAUCAAUCACAUGAAAAUACGUAUUUGGCAACUUGAUAACCUUGUUAGAACGUCAUAGGAAGUUGUACCUUUAAAGAAGCUACGAGUAAAAUCUGUAAAGCCUUUUCACUGUUUACAGUGGUAAAUUUAUAUUAACCGUGGAAGCUUUGCACGUCUUAGUUAUUUGCUUGAUUAUUUUUUUGACGCUGUUGUGUUGAGCAUCCAUCUGAAGUGUGCGCGUAUGAGUGCUCAGGGUGCAAAGAGUGAAAACGGUACGCAAACCUAAUAAUUUCGACCCCUCCACCCCCAAAGCAGCUACAUGUAUACAAUAUAGGGCCUUUUUUAAAGUCCUCACUGUUUAAUGCCUCAAGGCUUGCUGGUUUGGCAGUCAGUGGAAAAGUAAUGAAAGAAAUACAUUCAGUUGGAUUUAAGUGAUUAUAAUUAAGAUUUAAAUAUCAAUUCCAACUGAGCAAUGACUCAGGAUACAGAAAACAAGACAUUGAUUGCAUUAUAUUAGGUGGCGUGAUCCAAAUGAGCCAAGAAAGCUUUUUUUUUUUGUUUUGUACCUAAUUAUAAAAAAGCCCCAUAUUCUGUAAUUGUAAAUCAUAAAGUGAAAUUCAGUACUGGAGCUAUAUUCAGUAGACUUUACUGCAGUUUUCAACACCACCUUGAUGGGUUGGUGGGCAGGCAUGACCUUGCAGUAUUUGUAUGAGAAUCCAAUGUCAAAUAAUCUUUGUGAAUUAUAUUAGGUGGCUUGAUGCAAAUGAGCCAAGAAAGCAUUUUUUUUUUCGUUUGGUACCUAAUCAUAAAAAGCCCCAUAUUCUGUAGUAGUAAGUCAUGGAGUGAAAUUCAGUACUUUAACUAUAUUCAAGAGACCUUACUGCAGUUUUCAACGCCACCUUGAUGGGUUGGUGGGCAGGUGUGACCUUGCAGUAUUUGUAUAAGAAUUCAAUGUCAAAUAAUUUUGUGAAAAUUCUGUUAUGAUAAAAAUAUCGGUAAUAUGGCAAACGUAAGUAACAGUUGUACACGUUACAGGAAAUGGAUUCCUCUGUAAAAAAAUUUUCUUCCUGCAGACUAAAAUUUCCUGAAAAAAAUAACAAACAAUGCAUGGAAAAUCUAUUAAAAACUACAGGGCAAAUUCAAGGACAGGUACAGCCAUAGCCUUUAUGAAGUAAGCAUCCCUACCACUCCCAAAAUGCAUUAUCAGUUGCCUUAGAUGUCCAGGCAGUCCAGUGAACAAUUUAAACAUUAGCUCAGUUUUCUUACCACGCUUUCUGAUUUUUAUCCGUGAUUUAGUUGAUUUGGGUUUCGACCUCAUCAACUAUCUGGCGGUAGAAAUCUCGAGCUCAAAAUCUAAUUGUUAGGGAGGAUUUACUGUGUUGAAAUCUCAAACACUGAUUAAUUUCUUUUCCUCCUUUGUACUCAGGUAUUCGCCUCUUUAAUGAUGAAGGAAAGACAACUGAUGCAACCGAGGCCAGCGCAUUAGUUCAUGAACUAGGAAGCGUUGACAUUUACUCCAACAGUUGGGGGCCUGGUAACUGGGGUAUAGAAAUCGAGGGUCCAGGGCCCUUGACUACAGCGGCUCUUAAACAUGGCGUGGAGAAGGUGCAGUUUGAUACUAUCAUCUACUUCAUGUAUUUUUUCAACAUGAUAUGUGUACUUUUGUGAGAAGUUACUUGUUGCCAGCUUUGGAAAAAGAUAAGAUAAAUUCGAGUCUCCGCGGGAAAUCGAACCGCUGAACUGCAGAUAACCUGCAAUCAGAAGUUCCUUUACAGUAGAACGCAAUAGUACCGCAGCACGAGGGUUGGCGCUUGGGAUAGCGAGGGAAGUGAGGGAAAAAGAACGCCGCUCGUUUUUCUUUGUUAAUCAGUGGGAUCAAUGGAGCAUGCUCUGUUUAAUAUAAUGCAUUACCUUCUUUGAUGUUUAUAAUUAAUAUAAUUAAAUUGAACGGCACUCCAUGGCCGCAUGGAAUAAAAAUUAUUUCUUCCCGAUUAUACAACAACUAGCAUGAUUUUUCUUUGGUUGACAUUCAGGUCCAAAUUUCCACAUUCAAAAAGCGUAGCCUGCGUUACUUAAUUUCAGUCACAGUUAGUUGAGAGUCGCUUUUCUUUUUAAGGGUCGUGAUGGCCUGGGUGCCAUCUACACGUUUGCAGUGGGAAAUGGCGGCGAGAGAGACAGCUGUGCAUACAAUGGUUAUGUGAAUAGUAUUUACACGAUCGCUAUUAACGGUGUGAACAAAAAUGGCGCCAAACCAACGUACGCUGAGGAAUGCGCUGGAAUCUUGGCCACCACCUAUAGUAGGGAGACAGGAAAUCAAUCAGCAAGCAUCGUAAGGACAGAAUUUUUGACAGCUUUUUUAACAUUUUUUAAACAACACAACUGUGCUUAGCUGUAUCCGAUUUUGCUCGACUGCGUGGAUACUUUCGCUAAAAUCGUCAGCAAAGUCCCCUUACUUGUAUUUUUUCAUACCAAGGUAACCGUUGAUGAAAAAGCAGGAUGUGUAAAAGAUUUUGGAGACACGUCAGCUGCUAACGCCAUGGCCUCAGGACUGAUUGCUCUGACUUUGCAGGCAAAGUAAGGCUUUUUUCUCGUUUGAAGCUUUAUUUCAUACAAACUGAGAUUUACACGGUGAAGUACUAUCGUGUUACAACUAUAUAUGAGGGGUGUAAGUCAUUCUCGCUAGAUUUACUUUCGUCUGCGGAUUUAAUUGCAUCACGUGAACCUGUACCGUUUACACACGUGAGGCAGGUGAUAUUCACAUUUGUUUAAUAAAAAAAGGGAUUUCGGGGAAAUUAAGGUUUUCAUGCCUUGUAUUUCAUUUGGAUUGGUGUCCUCCUAGUUUAUUGUAGAUUUUAUGUCAAAGCUGCAAUUACGGAGUAAAACUGCGUUUUAUUAACAAAAAUGUUUCCCUUUCAGCCCCAGAUUAACCUGGCGUGACGUACAACAUAUCAUAGUUCGCAGUGCAAGACGCGAGCCACUCAAGCAAGGAGAUUGGAUGAAGAACGCAGCGAAUUUGUCUUUCAGCACUUACCAUGGGUUUGGGCUCAUGGACGUUAGCAGAAUGGUCAGCCUAGCAAAGAACUGGAAAAUGGUAACUCCGCAGGUGAAAUGCGAAAUUAAAGGCACAGAUAGAAACAAGUAAGUUAGUUUAACUGCAGUUAAAUGCAAUUUAACGGAGUUGACAACAAAGAGCAAUCAGCGUUCUCAAGUAGUCAGUGUCUUUUUGCAUAUGCGCAUGCGUCGGAAUUCCAUGUGCUCUUCGUUUGAGGCGUUCUUGCGUGUGCUUUGCAGCGUUGUGAGGAGUUGCAGCUCGUCGUCCAGGUAGUUUUCCCCACCCCUUCCCUCCCUAUUUCCACUGUUUAUUCAUUGUGACGAGCGCCUGUUUCCCCUUCCUGUCUGGGGGCUCAUGGCUGUGUUGCCAGGAUUUGCCAGCCAUGGGAGAAGUCUCCAUGUAGGAGCUGGCUGCCAAUAGUGAAAGCUCCUGGAUGUCUUAGGCACCCAACCUUUACUUAGCGAUGCAAUUGUACAUUGUGAAAUAAUAAACUUCAUUGGGAAUGACGUCUAACGUGUCCAUCAUCUUUUUCCCUAGUCCAAGGGUUUAUAACGUACUAUUGGGUGUUUUGUUAAUUUGUCUUUAUUUGUAAAUUAUUUUUCUCUCUGAAGGACUAACAUUAAGUACCAUCGUUUUCGCUUUCAGGCAUAUCCCAAGUAAAGUUUCAGGAACAGUGAGAAACUGUCCUAUAAAAUUCCUGGAACACGUCCAGAUAAAAGUGGAUCUUGAUUUUCAUUACCGAGGAGACUUGUCUCUAAAGUUGAAGGCUCCAAGUGGUACAUUAUCUCCAUUGACAAAAUAUCGUUACUUUGAUCAAUUUGAGGAGACGAAAAACUUAACGGACUGGGUGAUAACAACCCUUUUUCACUGGGGAGAAAGUCCCAUGGGGACUUGGGAGCUUGAAAUUUCAGAUUUGGACCAAAGAAAAUACAAAAGUACAGGUGAGUACUGAAACUACCUCUUUGCAAUCCUAUCUUAGUUUAUAACCCAUCAGUUAUUUUUGAUUGCGCGCGAUUGGUCUAAACACACCACGUGACCAAAUUUGCCCCACUAAAACUGGGAAAUAUUCGAUGAUAUUCCCUAAGUGAUAUUCCCCAAUUAUCAAACCUAGCAUCCGAUACGGAAAAAUCUUCGUUUAAUAUUUAUUUCAAGAUGAGAGAGCGUCGUGUGAUUGUUAUAAAAGAGGGGACAUGUUUUUUUUUUGUUUUUUUUUUUUCACAAAGAAGUACCAGAUAAAACUUCAAAGGGAACAUCCCACGCCGUAAACAGUAAGCUGUUGGUAAAUAUUUCCUCCUGUGCGUUAUAAAAUAAUUGAAGUAUGUUCAACGUAAUUCGGCGCGAAAAUAUGCUCGUACAUGUAUAUUUGUCCGUCGACAUUAUUUUUGCAUCUUGUUUACAUUCUGCCAGCCAAUGACAUCUCUGCCCCUCUAAUUUGAAGGAGCAGAAUAAUUAUGCACAGCAUCAUUUUCUGUUUAAAAUAAGAUCAGCCGCAAUCACCUGCUUUCGAAGAAAAACGCGUGAUCAACUCUUCCGGCAACUGCUCAGAGGUCAUUUCAUCCUUUUUUCGUAAAGUUUUAACCAUGCACUCGCAUUCCCUUUCAAGUGCAGAAAAAGUCCUAACGCUAAAUUGUCCUCAUCCCAGCCGUUUAACCGACCAAUUAUCAUUUAACUACUGACAAACUCGUGUAAGUCUUCGUACUUGUCACGCCUAAAGACUGGACAAGUGACUUAAGAUCAAGGGCCGACAUUUUCUGCAGAAAGAGACGUUUGCAUUCUUUCCAAUGCAAGUUAAAACAAUUAUCAAUCGAAUAUUCACGUGAAUUCUCAUGGCUGGACUGGCCUGACUGACAUACAUCAGGCAAAAUAUUUCGGAAAUAAUUUUUUUCUUCAGAAUCUGAGCUUUGAUCACCGGCGCAUAAAGAAAGUGAGGACUUUCUUUCUGCUUCGGUUGGGUUUGAGCUUUUGCUUUUAGGAACUCAAUUGACUUCAGAAAAACGUAAAACAAGGGUCCUUUAGACCGUGAAACUGGAGGAAGCUAGACUGAGCUUAGUUUAACUCUUUGUUCAGUAAUGAAAUACGUUUUACGUUCAAGGCACGCUUUAUAGCUGGUCUUUGAUUUUGUAUGGAACGAAAGACGCCAUUCCGGUUCCGACGAUCCCCGAAAGCCGCACAAUCAAACCAACAGGAACGGCUUUUUCCACCACACAACAUCCUCCUACGGAUGACGAAGACGGUAAUUUAAUUUAG
Molecule: messenger RNA, 9275 nt
Organism: Pocillopora meandrina
Lineage: Eukaryota; Metazoa; Cnidaria; Anthozoa; Scleractinia; Pocilloporidae
Source: the annotation of a GenBank genome assembly